This is a messenger RNA of Rhipicephalus sanguineus (brown dog tick), 3977 nucleotides long. RefSeq names its product putative carbonic anhydrase-like protein 2 (gene CARPB). Gene Ontology annotation, molecular function: carbonate dehydratase activity; zinc ion binding. Lineage: Eukaryota; Metazoa; Arthropoda; Arachnida; Ixodida; Ixodidae. Bases 566 to 1534 code for a protein of 322 amino acids. The record is from RefSeq and is a predicted model, not a curated record. The transcript is spliced from 10 exons.
GGGGGUCCCGCGCGGGACAGUACCACCGCAGGCGCCGGCGCGUCGCCGUCGAACGACGUGGAGAGAUAGCGCGCGUCUCACCUGAACGCACGUCAGCGCCGAGGUUCCGCGCGCGCGCGAGACGCUUCUUAGCAGGCGCGUCCCCCUCGGGUUCGCUAAACUUGGAAAAAUUGUUGCUUGUCGAAAGUGUAGGAACCGACGAAGAUAUUGACAGUUGGUGGCCGUGCUUCGACCGAAACGGACCGUGUUUGGCCCGCGAAGUGAUGUAGGCGUUCCUAUGAAUUGAAGAGCUGCUGUUACGCAGGCAGAAAUGCUUGGUGGUCGUGGUGCCACCGGAGCCUACCGCUGUUGUGCCGGCGGUCGCUAACGCCGGAGGGUCCCGAAAUGUGGCGGAGGUUCUUGGCGGCAGGGUCCCGUGGCGCCUGAAAAAGAAAAAAAAGUAAUCAAGCAAAAAGAACGCACCAAAGGGACCGGAAGUCACGACGCUUCUUCCCUGUGCAGCGAGAGGAGGACCUUGCCAAUUGCCUCCCCUGCUUUCUGCGGCACCGACACCGCCUCCUGAUAGAUGAAGGCCAGCUUGGAACUUGCGCACUUCGCACUCGGCCUGUGCUUCCUUUGUUUCACAACUGUCCUAGGCAACUGGGAAGAAUGGUGGACCUAUGACGGAAUCUCAGGUCCCGACUUCUGGGGCCUGUUGAACCCGGACUGGAACCUGUGCAGCAAGGGUCGGCGUCAAAGCCCGGUCGACCUGAACCCGAACACGCUCCUCUUCGACCCUCACCUAAAGCCCCUGCACGUAGACAAAAGCAGAAUCAGUGGCAUCAUCACCAACACGGGUCACGGCGUCAUCUUCCGCGUGUCGGACAGCCUGGCGCCUGGCCUUGCGGUCAACAUCUCGGGAGGCCCGCUCUCCUACCAGUAUCGCUUCCACGAGCUGCACAUACACUACGGCCGCUCUGACGACCGCGGCUCUGAGCACACCAUCGCCGGGAAGCCAUUCCCUGCCGAGUUGCAGAUUUUCGGCUACAACUCGGACCUGUACGCCAACAUGUCCGAAGCCGUGGAGCUACGAAGGAGUGAGGGACUUGUCGGGAUCUCCAUCUUGCUCCAGCUUGGCGAUUUGUCCCAAUCCGAACUACGAGUCUUGACGGGCCAGCUUCAUCGGAUAACAUACAGAGGCCAGGAGGCGGCCAUGAAGCACCUGUCGAUCAAGGAGCUGCUUCCGGAGACGGACCACUUCAUGACGUACGAAGGGUCGCUCACCAUGCCCGGCUGUCACGAGACGGUCACAUGGAUUGUCCUCAACAAGCCGAUAUACAUCACCAAGCAACAGCUCUACCUUCUGCGAAAGCUGAUGCAAGGCGACGAGCUGAACGCCAAGGCUCCGCUGUCGGACAACUUCCGGCCCACCCUUCCGGUCAAUCAGAGACUCGUUAGAACCAACAUUGACUUCAAGUGGAAACAGGGCUCCAACUGCCCAUCCAUGUACAAAAACAUGUAUUAUCAAGCAAACACGAAGUUCGUAGGACCGUGAAAAGGUGACGACGACGAUCCGGACGCCCAAGAAACGGUCCACUGCCGGAUGUUCCGGGACACUGUAUCCGACGCCCGAGAGCUUCGAAGAAGAAGGGACGUUAGCCACCACUUCGGCUGCUGUUCUGUGCGUGCGCGUUGUGCGUUCUUCGAAGAGCGUGGCUGUGUAUGUGCGUGAAGUUCUCUGCAUUGCUCCGAGAAGCGUCAGUGAAUAACAGCUUGACAAACUCCGAUGUUUCCUUUCUUUUUUUUUUAAUCACCCGUCAUCACCAAAACGGACAAUUGACUGCUCCGUACGAAAUACUUCGGUGUGAAGUGAGCUUCGAGAAGUUUGCUCUUUGUUGGCGAGGUAGUUUUGUUCUGCGCUUGCAAGCGAGCGUGUUCUCGCUUGUGUGGGCAUCACCGGAGACGCUGUUGUAAUGGAUCGAAGGACGACGUCAUCGUUUCUACAGAAGCGUAAGAAUGCGUCGAAAAAAGAAGAAUAGGGUUUUCUCGAGAAUUAGCGAUGCACGCUGCCGUCAAAGUUGCUGCGCAUGAUGAGUGGUCUCGGUGAUGCCGUUGCACCACAAGCAGCUUAGAAAUGAAGAUGCGCUGGGUUACCACUUCAUUGACCGCAUUAUUUCUGUUUGGCCCAGGAAAAGCGGUAGAAUUUUUUUAGUUUUAUCUGAAUUAAGGCGAUUUUGGCGUCAUGAUCAAGGCAUAAUUGUAACACUAAUACGUAAAAAAGCUUCUAAUGGAUCAAAAAAUUGCUAUAUAAAUUUCAGCUUGUUAUGCCAUUUGUAUUCGAAGUAAGGUGCUGAUAUUUUAUAAUGGAUAAUGAAAAAUGGUUAUAAUGGUUAAUGAAAGAAUCAGAUGCACACGGAUGCCAUUUCUUUUCGCCAAAGACAGAUUAUUUCUAUUUCAGAAAAAAAAGAGAUUAUCAGAAGUUUGCAGGCCACUUACAGGUGUAGGAGGCCUGUAGAUUAGUCACAUGUACUACGCAUGUCCAGUCAAAAGUGGUCCCGGUGAACUUAAAAGCGAGACAAACAAGUUAUUGGGAAUUAUUCAGUCCAAUUCAUUUUCGUCUGCUUCAGAGAACAGUGGUGUCAGGUUCAGGGCUUUUUAUGUGCGUAAUCGAGGAGUUUGCCUCUCUGCGUGAAACGCUCACAGAGGCGCAUGUAUAUGUAUUUAGUGCAGAAAAUUAUGUCAGUUUGUAUAUCUACUUUGUUAAAAUGGUUGUGUUAAUUAUUUAAAAAUACGUAGCUCGAUGGCUCGGAAACAUCGCUUUAGUCUUCGAAUGGUUAUUGCUUUGUUUUCGUCAGAGAAAGCAUUCUUCAGAAACUAAAGAGAACGUCUAAGCAAGAAGCAUCUGCGCACGUCCCGUAGAUUUUUAAGUUUCACGUUGUUCACAGUACGAUAGAAGUUCAUAUUUCGAAGUUUAUUUAGCAUUUUAUUUUCCGGUAUCUCCCCCCGCCCCUCUUGCCUCUUGUUUAAAUAGGACGCAGUGUGUUAUUUUCUUAUGAGCUGAAUGUUACAGAGCCAGUGAUUGCAGUGGUUCGCACCAACACGACGCCGUACGGAGACAGAGAGAUAGAAAGAAGUGAAACGGAAAGAUGGCGACGACAGAUGCAGCGUAUCGCCUGCUUUGAUGUGCUUGUGUUAAUGCAUGUGUACGUGCGUGACACGGCGGCUGGGACAAGCGGCAAUGACUCGUGAGAAACCAGUUUUGAUUAUACACGUGCAAGUGAAGAUGAACCACUACCACGCGGCUUCGGAGAAUAGAAGACGCCUGUUCGACGCUUGGGAUUUCACCGCAAGGAGGGAACGACGAUACCACCACGGCAAAAUAAAACAACAGCAUCAGCAGCAAGUGUACCAUGAAUGGGCCUCGUCGAAAGCGACUGUGACGCCCCCUACGUCAGAUUCUAGUGCUUCCUAGGACACGGACCUCUCGUUUUAUUUCGGACCGACACCGGUUUCGACAGAGCUAUCGCCCUCGGGACUUCCUAAUUUCCGUCACGUGAUCACUCGUCAAACUACGGAAGGCGCCAGCGGCAGUGUACCGAAGCGCGCCGCGGCGGAACGCGUUACUAAACGUGAUCUUUGAUUGCUUACCUGCUGUUGUAUCCGAUCAUACGUUUUUUUUUUUCUUGUAUUCAAUCUGCAUUUAUUAAUUUUUUAAAAAUUGUACACUUUGCAGAUCGCUCAGUUUGAUCGAAAUUGAUGACAUACGCGCUCAAGAAAAAAAAAUAAUAAAACCCGAAAAAGAAUUGCGCUUUCAGGCUGUUGAAUGUCAAGUAUUUCUUAAAUUGGUUUGCUUGAAGUUGAAAAUGUUUUUGAAUAAUCGACGCGAUAUUGUCCCAGAGACCUUCGAGAUAUAAAGUUUCGAGACCAGAGGUGACUACGUGUUAUGUUGCGAGAUGAAUGUUUCUCAUUUGUUUGAAAUAAAAAGGUGUCACAAAAAU